Bubalus bubalis (water buffalo) is the source of this 3966-nucleotide messenger RNA. It is a transcript of the gene PANK3, whose product is annotated as pantothenate kinase 3. The transcript has 7 exons. Lineage: Eukaryota; Metazoa; Chordata; Mammalia; Artiodactyla; Bovidae. Bases 194 to 1306 code for a protein of 370 amino acids. Gene Ontology annotation, molecular function: pantothenate kinase activity; ATP binding. The record is from RefSeq and is a predicted model, not a curated record. Gene Ontology annotation, biological process: coenzyme A biosynthetic process. Gene Ontology annotation, cellular component: nucleus; cytosol.
GGGGGUGGGGGGGCCGCCCCUUGGGCCGGGCCUAGCUUUAGGCGCCGCCGCCCCGCCCUUGGCCCGCCCAGCCCGGCCCGAGGGGAGGAACCGGCCCGGCCUCCCCGCGCGGCCCAGAGCCACCUCUGGAGUCGUAGCUACUGCCCUCCGCGCGCCGGACUAGAGGCUACCCCUCGCCCCUCAGGCAGACGCCAUGAAGAUCAAGGAUGCCAAGAAACCCUCUUUCCCGUGGUUUGGCAUGGACAUCGGGGGAACUCUGGUAAAGCUAUCAUAUUUUGAACCUAUUGAUAUCACAGCAGAGGAAGAACAAGAAGAAGUUGAGAGCUUAAAAAGUAUCCGGAAAUAUUUGACUUCUAAUGUAGCAUAUGGAUCCACUGGUAUUCGGGAUGUACACCUUGAACUGAAAGAUUUAACACUUUUUGGCCGGAGAGGGAACUUGCACUUUAUCAGAUUUCCAACCCAGGACCUGCCUACUUUUAUCCAAAUGGGAAGAGAUAAAAACUUCUCAACAUUACACACGGUGCUAUGUGCUACAGGAGGUGGUGCUUACAAGUUUGAAAAAGAUUUUCGCACAAUUGGAAACCUCCACCUGCACAAACUGGAUGAACUUGACUGCCUUGUGAAGGGCUUGCUGUAUAUAGACUCUGUCAGUUUCAAUGGACAAGCAGAGUGCUAUUAUUUUGCUAAUGCCUCAGAACCUGAGAGGUGCCAAAAGAUGCCUUUUAACCUGGACGACCCCUAUCCGCUCCUGGUAGUGAACAUUGGUUCGGGAGUCAGCAUGUUAGCAGUCCAUUCCAAAGACAACUAUAAACGAGUAACCGGAACAAGCCUUGGAGGGGGUACCUUUCUGGGUUUAUGUAGCUUGUUGACUGGCUGUGAAAGUUUUGAAGAGGCUCUUGAAAUGGCAUCGAAAGGUGACAGCACACAAGCUGACAAACUCGUCCGUGAUAUUUACGGGGGAGAUUAUGAAAGAUUUGGUCUGCCUGGCUGGGCUGUGGCAUCUAGUUUUGGGAAUAUGAUUUAUAAGGAGAAGCGAGAAUCUGUUAGUAAAGAAGAUCUAGCAAGAGCUACUUUAGUUACUAUCACCAAUAACAUUGGUUCUAUAGCACGAAUGUGUGCUGUUAAUGAGAAAAUAAACAGAGUUGUCUUUGUUGGAAACUUUUUGCGUGUCAAUACUCUCUCAAUGAAACUUUUGGCAUAUGCACUGGACUAUUGGUCAAAAGGUCAACUGAAAGCAUUAUUUCUGGAGCAUGAGGGAUAUUUUGGAGCAGUCGGUGCACUUCUUGGUCUGCCAAAUUUCAGCUAAAGUAUCAGGUUUAUCUCUGCUAAUGUCAUUCAAGAGGAACUGAAAACCAGAGGCAUUAUUACUGAGUUAUUUUUCACUGGGAACCAAAGGAUAAAAGAGUAGCACUCUUCCUGUUGAUUUUUAAAUGUCAGAAUGGUAAGCUGCUAAAUGUUGCCAUGUUAAAAAGAGAGCUCCAGUAACAUGAAAUAUUUCUAAUUGGAUUGCUUUUCUUUCUGUAUAUAGCCAGUGUUAAAUCCUUAAAUGCAAUACAGCCUCUGAUGAUUGAGCUUCCUCUCAAAAAGACUUUCUAUUUAUUUUAUGUAGCCAGCAUUGCAGUACUGUAUGUUCAAACAUGAAUUUUAAAGUCUCAGAAAUGUUUCACUCAUGAAAAUAAUUGAUUCUGAAUAUUUGUUACAAAUCUGUUCUGUGUGUGUUUUGGUUACUAAUACAUGGAUAGUAACAUACCCUGUGUGGAAUCUUACUGAAAUGGCAAUUAGAAAUGAUUGUUUUUAUGUGAUUUUAGAAAUGUUAAAGAAAUAUUAAUUAUUCAUUAUUGUUUUCCAAAAACAUAUCUUCUCCCAAAAAGGGUGUUUAUGUGAUCUACCCCCAGAAGUAUAAGCUCUUUCAAAUGCCAUAAUUUAAUAGAAAUACUAUUGUUAAACAUUACCUGGAAUUUCAGAGUGAACCCUAGGAAAUCACCACAUAGUUGGCGAUACUGCAUUUUUUGUAUUUUGAUUAUCAGUACAUUUAUAUGUUUAUCAGUACAUUUAAAAAUGUUUUUUAAUUGGAGGCUUAAUUACUUACUUGAAAAUCUGUUCGUUGAGGUCCCAGGAUGCUUCAAAUGGGGCGUAGUUAGUUGAUGUGUAUUGGUAGGGUUCUGUGCUCUUUCUACACCACAUCUAUCUUAGGUCCAGAGUUAGCCAUUUCUGUUUACUUACAUCUGAAGCAUCAAAGCUAAAGACUUUCUUCUUUUAUGAGCAGCAACAAAAUCAUUUAUUCUAAAUGGAUGUUAAGGAAAUCUAAAGGACAAUGGUUUUGAAACAGGGAAUCUGAGGCAGUAUUGCAGAAUUAUGAAAGGAUCAUUGUAUAUUCUGGUAAUAAAAACAUUAUAGUUCCAAAAUUUGUAUAUCUGUUUGCCUUGGAAUUCUAUAUUUUGAAGUCAUUUUUAAAUAAUGCUAUAAAUUUUUUCAGAUGUUUACUUUUGCAGUAACGUUUUGGAGAUCCAAUAAUAGUUCAGCGAAGUUUUCUGAGACUGUUAGUGAUGAUUUUAGGUAGUUGAAAGACUUGGGGAAAUUAGGAAAAAAUAAUUCACUUCCUUAAAUUACAUCUGGAUGUAAUCUGGAUGUAUUUUGAAAAUCUGGAUGUACUUUGAAGAGCUUAAAACUUGUUUACAGAAAGGAAGAAGUGUUACAGUAUGUUUUUACAGUACAGUUUUGCUCCAUAAAGAACAAUUUUCAGCUGACUCUCAAGAGCUGCUUGAUAAAGAUAUUUCUCAAGUUUUGCGUUCAAAUACUUAAAAUUCAGUUUUUCUUUCUCUGUAGACAUGAAUAUAUGAAUAAGAGUAAUGUUCAGAGGGGAAAGCAUGUGAAGGUAAUUUUUUAGAAUUUAGAAUGUUUGGAACUUUGAAUUCAUUUCAGUCAGUGGUCAUUUUGAAAAUCUACAAUGAUUAAACAUUUUCUGCUUAAAUGUUUGCAUUUUGUGACUAGAUAUUUCAGCCAAAAGCUAUCUGUUUAUUUUAGAAUUUUGUGAUUUGGGCAUCUGUACAAAAAGAUUUUGCUUUAAAAUGAUAGCUUUAAGUUUUACACUUGUGACAAAUCAUAUGUUAGCAGUUAUAGGUUUGGGGCUGUCUUUAAAAGAAAUGGAAUGGUAAAAGUAUAUAAAAUUUAGUUUGAUCAAUACUUUGGUUAAUUUGGGACUAUGAUUCAUACUUUUUGUCUUUUGAACCUGAAGCUCUGCCUGCUAAAAUGCAUAUAAAGUGAACGACUUGGCUUUUCUCUUGUACAGUCUAGAAUGACUGGAAUAACUAAUAAGUAUUUUCUAAUAAGAACAUAGAGUUGUGAUGAAGGCUGCCAAGAUUCUAGUUUUUUAUUACAAUCCCAAGAAAAUGCUUGUAAGCAUACAGUGGUAAAUUAGGUUUGGUUCUAAUCCCAGUCAACUUAAUGCUGCAGAGCUCCUAAGUACUUGAACAGUGCGAAUAGAAAUCAAUAUGAGAAAUCAAUGUCUAGUAGACACAUUUAAAAAAUAAAAAGAAACAGAUGAGAUUCUUUUAAAUUAAAUAUUUUUAUUUAAUGCAGUGUAUGUUACCAUUUCAACAUGUAAAACAUUUAAAAAGUUACCUAGGAGUUUUUUAAAGGAUUGUUGCUCCUUAGUCUUCAAAGUCAGCAUAUACUUCACACUUAGAGCACAACUCGGUUUAACCUAUUUCAAGUUUUCAGUAACCACAGUUGAGUAGUGGUUACUGUACUAGUGCAGUUUCUGGAACUAGCUCUUAGAACUAUGAAUAUGGGAACCUAAUUUUUAAAAAAACAAAAAGAGGGAAAAGAAGUACCUUGUUUGGCCUAGUUUAUUUUACUCAGGCUGUAUUUCUGACCAUUCCAAAAAUUAUCUUACAUUGUAUCCUGCCAUCUCAUUAUAGUAUGUAUCAGUCUUCUAAUGAUACUAAUAAAAUUACCCAAGACACA